Molecule: messenger RNA, 948 nt
Organism: Aureobasidium musti
Lineage: Eukaryota; Fungi; Ascomycota; Dothideomycetes; Dothideales; Saccotheciaceae
Source: the annotation of a GenBank genome assembly
AUGCCUUCGCAACGCCGGGUCAAGGUCUUUGCCCUGUUGGCAGUUCUAGCCGUCCUGAGUUUCAUCUAUCUCUCUUCAGCUGCCGCAUCGACGCGAUCAAGUCCCUUCUAUACAAACACAGCAUCAGCCUUGAACGCAAAGCACCAGGAAGCUCUGGACCAGGAGAACCAUCAGAUCAUCCACGAAGCAGCUGAGAAGGCCGAGAAAGAGAAGGAAGCCGCCAACCUCCGUGAUCCCGAUCUUGCUGCCGUUCCCGGCCAGAAGGUUGGAAAGGACCAGAAGCCGUUUGCUGUAGACGUCGAGGAGGCCGCCGAGAAAGCCCAAAAGGUCGCCGAUAGCGUAAAGGAGGGUGCCAAAGAUGCUGUUCAUGGAGUUGUCGAUACUGGCGACAAGAGCGUUGCUGGCAGGAAGAUGAUCAAGGGAGAGAAGGGCCUGAAGGACGACGGUGUGGCAAAGGUUGGAAACACAGGAUCACAACCUCCACAGGCCGCAGAUGCCGACGAGUCCGAGGAAGAACACAAGGUCGAGGUUGAACUGAACUCCAUCUUGAAGAAGAGCCCGAGUACGUCUAGACUAUACGAGUCACAUGUAUGUUUGCUAACGGGUGCAUAUNNAGUUGUCAUUUUCUCCAAAAGCUACUGCCCCUACUCGAAGAAGGCAAAGGCUAUCUUGCUUGAACAGUACAACAUCGUGCCUGCCNNCCCCUACGUUGAAGAGCUCGACCUUCAUCCUCUGGGCCCUCAGUUGCAAGCGGCGCUUCUGAAGACAACAGGCAGACGUACAGUCCCUAACGUCUUGAUCAAUGGAAAGAGCAUCGGUGGAGGCGACGAUAUUGCAAGCCUGCACCAGGAUGAUAAGCUGAUCCAGCAGAUCAAGGACUUGGGUGGCAAGCGCAUUAUGGAGGUGUCAAAGGCCGAGCCAAAGGCAGCCGUCAACUUCAGAAGCUAG